Molecule: messenger RNA, 1596 nt
Organism: Lycium ferocissimum
Lineage: Eukaryota; Viridiplantae; Streptophyta; Magnoliopsida; Solanales; Solanaceae
Product: polyadenylate-binding protein RBP45-like
Exons: 7
Coding region: 61-1254 (397 amino acids)
Cellular component (GO): cytosol
Molecular function (GO): mRNA binding
Source: RefSeq, a predicted model, not a curated record
CUCUCUCUCUCACAUCAUCCACAUACUCCCUCUCGUGUUCCGCUAGGGUUUCAACACACAAUGCAACCACCACCAAUGGCUGCCCAACCACAAUACCAACAGCAAUGGCAGCCCCAAUAUCAGGUUCCGCCGCCGCAGUCCGGUGGUUAUUACUACCCGCAACAAGGCGGAGUACCACUACAGCAGUCUCAGUACACGGCGGCGGCGGCGGCUCAGCCCACAAGUGCAGAUGAGGUCAGGACACUUUGGAUUGGAGAUCUACAGUUUUGGAUGGAUGAACAAUACCUCUAUAACUGCUUCGCUCAAACUGGAGAGGUGGUCUCUGCUAAAGUUAUCCGUAACAAGCAAACUCAACAAUCAGAGGGUUAUGGCUUUGUUGAAUUUAAUAGUCAUGCUGCUGCAGAAAGGAAUCUACAAGCAUACAAUGGUACCUUGAUGCCUAAUAUUGAGCAAAAUUUUAGGCUCAACUGGGCAUCACUUGGUUCGGGCGAAAAACGCACAGAUAAUACUCCUGAAUACACAAUAUUCGUGGGAGACUUGGCAGCUGAUGUCACCGAUUACAUGCUUCAGGAGACAUUCAGGGCCAAUUAUCCCUCACUUAAGGGUGCUAAGGUCGUAACAGAUAGGGCAACAGGGCACACAAAGGGUUAUGGGUUUGUUAGAUUUGGGGACGAGAGUGAGCAAAUACGUGCUAUGACUGAGAUGAAUGGAAAGUUUUGCUCCACUAGGGCCAUGCGCAUUGGUCCUGCAGCUAACAAGAAGAAUGCUGGUGGUCAGAUGCAAGCUUCUUCAUAUCAAAGUACUGGCACACAAAAUGAGGAUGACCCUACUAAUACGACUAUUUUCGUUGGGAACUUGGAUGCCAAUGUAACGGAUGAUCACCUCAGGCAGGUUUUCGGAAACUACGGGCAAUUGCUUCAUGUAAAAAUACCAGUAGGCAAACGUUGUGGUUUUGUUCAAUUCGCUGAUAGAAGUUGCGCUGAGGAAGCUCUACGAGCUUUAAGUGGAACUCAGCUGGGUGGACAAAGCAUCCGGCUUUCAUGGGGUCGUAGUCCUUCAAACAAGCAGCAGUCUCAGGGUGAUCCGAACCAGUGGAGUGGUGGUGGUUAUUAUGGGUAUACACCAGGAUAUGAAGCCUAUGGUUAUGCCCAACCUACUCAGGAUCCAAAUAUGUACUAUGCGGGCUAUGCAGGGUAUGGAAAUUAUGCACAACCUCCACAUCAACAACAACAAAUGCCUCAACAGCCCCAGUAAUCUGCUGGUCAAAGGAAUUGCUGAGGGCUUCCUAACAUGGCAAAAGCAUUGUUGUUGAAACGCGGAACACAUGGAUUUUUCAGUUGAAUGCUGAGGUAGUAUAGUUUGUUAUCUGUAGGUUAGUUCUUGGAGACAUUUAUGUUCUGGUCGGCUGUCUGUUUCUGUAGUUGCCUUCUUUUCUAUUUCCUUUUUUGUCGGCCUAUUUCGUAUGUGGCCAUUUUGGGUUAUAUGUGGUCUAGUGAUGUUAAAGACCUCAGAGAGAUCAAGGACAUCUUUUUAAUGAUCCCAUGGUUUUGUUUUGUCAGAUUUUUAUUUUGAUAUAUUAUGGUGCUUUUCUUUCGA